AUGACCCCACAAGCAAAAAAAUGGCCCUCUAGAGAAGGAUUCACGGCGGACGUGGUUGGGAACGUGCUCCACCACACCCUGCUUAGUCCCUGGAAGAUAGUGCCGCUGCUGGCGCUGGCCCAGUACACUGUCAAAGGCCGUGAGCUCCUCGAGUCGCGGCCGCACCUGCUCAAGGCCCUCAAAGUGCUCGCCUCACUCGCGGUCUUGAGCCGCCUUGGCUCCUGGCUCGAUAAGCGCACCAUCAACAACGGUGUCCAAGACCACUACGACUGGAACCGCGAAGUGGUGAUCCUCACCGGGGGCAGCGGCGGCAUCGGCCGCCGAAUCGCCCAGCUACUCGGUGACCGUGGUAUCAAAGUCGCCAUUCUAGACAUUGCCCCACCAACCGAGACGCUGCCCAACAGCGUGCGCUACUAUGAGUGUGACAUCACUUCGCCUGCACACAUCUCAGAGGUUGGCACCAAGCUCCGGGCCUCAUUCGGGCGCCCGACCAUUCUCAUCAACAACGCCGGCAUCCUGACCGGCAAGACGAUCCUUGGCACCACCGAAGCCAUCACCCGCCGCAUGUUCGACGUCAACACGCUGGCGCACUAUUGGCUAGCGCAGGAGUUCCUGCCGGACAUUAUCGCCGGCAACCAUGGCAUGGUGGUCACCGUUGCCUCACAGGCCGGCUACACCGUCACUCCGAACAUGGUCGACUACUCGGCCUCCAAGGCGGCGGCCAUCGCCUUCCACGAGGGCCUCGCCGCCGAGUUGGUCACCCGAUACCAGGCACCACGCGUGCGCACCGUACUGGUCACGCAGGGCUUCACGCGCACCACGCUCAUCCGCAACCUCACACCCGAGGAUACCUUCUUGAAUCCACUGCUGUACCCAGAGACUGUGGCGGAGGCGCUUGUGCAGCAGGUGCUGAAGGGUGAGAGUGGCCAUGUGCUUGUGCCUGGUGCAGCGGGAUCGAUUGCACAGCGGCUGAGGGGGUAUCCUCUUUGGUUCCAGCAUUCGCUGCGGUGCCGGUUGGAGAGACUUAUGCGGGCGGAUUAA
This is a messenger RNA of Penicillium canariense, 1041 nucleotides long. RefSeq names its product short chain dehydrogenase/reductase family protein. The record is from RefSeq and is a predicted model, not a curated record. Gene Ontology annotation, molecular function: oxidoreductase activity, acting on the CH-OH group of donors, NAD or NADP as acceptor. The transcript is spliced from 2 exons. Bases 1 to 1041 code for a protein of 346 amino acids. Lineage: Eukaryota; Fungi; Ascomycota; Eurotiomycetes; Eurotiales; Aspergillaceae.